Messenger RNA from Sesamum indicum (sesame), 1925 nucleotides. RefSeq lists its product as uncharacterized. Gene Ontology annotation, cellular component: SAGA complex. The record is from RefSeq and is a predicted model, not a curated record. Lineage: Eukaryota; Viridiplantae; Streptophyta; Magnoliopsida; Lamiales; Pedaliaceae.
UUUUUCUUGAAAAAAGAAAUAAUUCCUCGGUUAAGUUUUCUUUUGAUUUUCGGGUUCCGUAUAUUCUACAUUACAAUUUUCUCGAUCAUGAUAAAUUCAUCGCAAUUUUCAAAGUUGUCACAGAUUUUUCCUAUCACGGUCCAGUCGGAUAUAUUUUUUCUUCGUUUUUGGUAAUUUUACCGGAGAUCAGAUAGUUCAAAUCAGAGUUUGUCGGGGUACACAUUGUUCAUUUUUUAAUGGUAUGCUCUAUCGCAAGUGGGAAAAUGACGGCCUUGGCAAGGCUUUUGGAUGCUGGGAGUGUAUCGCAAAGUGCAACUGCUUGGAGACUUUCAAUUUUUUCAAUCUGAGAGAUAAUGUGCAUAUUUUGCCAUUUCCUGUUCCUUCUCUUUCUCUUGCCCUCCAUGAAGAGGAAGUAAGCCACCAGAAAUUAGCUGCACAAUACAUAAAGAGAGAAUUAGGAGAGGCAGAUGAAGAAAAUUUGCUUGAUGAAGAAGAUAUGCAUAUUUUUGGUUUGAGGCCGAUGACAGAUCCUUUAGAUUUGGUAUGCUGCAAUGCUUGUAGGAAGCCAAUCAAAGCCAGUCAAUAUGCUGCACAUGCAGAGCUUUGUAAGUCUUUGAGUUCUAGAGCAGAAAUCAGUCUGGAGCUUGAUGGUCCUGCAGUGAAUAAGAAACCUCCACGGAAGGAGAGGAAAAAGUUACUGAUUUCUCAAACCAAGAAAGCCACAUCGCUCAGAGAGCCCAAAAAAUUCGAAUCUGUAGACUCUGAUGGUAUAGCUGCAUCAGAAUCUCAUGUAAAUGAGAAGAUUCAAAUGAGUGCCAUAGCUAAACGAAACAUGCAUCUUAGUUCAACUGAUAAGAUGAAUGGUUCAAGAGUUAAUCCUUACACUAUCGACUGCGCAGAAGAUGUAACUAAACGUGCAUCAAAACCUCUCAAAAGGACAGCAGCUGAGAGUCCAUCGAAUCCAGGUACUAAGAAUUUUUGUAAGCCAGCUGCCGACAUUCUUCCUUAUGCCCCAGCUCCCCUUGCAACAAAAGUAUACUAUUCACAAAGAAAUCAUCAUCUCCGGAGGGCCAUUUCUUAUAUGUUCUUUGAGGAAACAAGCAAGGAAUCAAGCUGUGAGGUUUCAAAUUUAGAAAUAUUACAAGCAAAUGCAGUUCCUCAACAAACUUCAUCUCCCAGCAACUGUUAUCAUGAACAAGUUGCCAACCAGCAGAGAGAUGACCAUUUUUCACAUCUAGCCCAAACACCUGAUCAAAUUCUUGCAGCAAGGUCAGACUUCUUCGUGAGCCAAUCAGAAGGAUUUGUUCCAUCCAUGAACAUGGCUCCUCAACAUCCUGUGAAUAAUACUCUAGGACCCCAUUACAUAUCAAACUCUUAUUCUUUUGCAGGCAAAGCAGGAAACUCUCUAGGUACUCUUCAGCAGGGCAGUGGAAGUGUUCCAGUUGUAUAGGACUUCUGAAAGAGAAUUUUGCUUGGUAAAGCUGUUACUCUUGUGCUCUACCGAUGAGUUAGACUAAACUUGAAAGGAAACAAGAAAUGCCUACAGUGGUAGCUUGGUACAUCAGACAUGUAACUGCAAUCGCCUCACACCCACCCCCAAUUUAAGACUGUGCAGUGUACAGAAUCGUCACUAAUUCUAUGACACCCUCCCAAAUAUACUGAUGAUAAUAAAAACAAUGUUAUGGAGAUCACUAGCAUAGCAAUUGAUAGAAGUAUAAAAAAUGUAAGGUAUGAGCCAGUUCAUCCUUUUCCCUUAUUAGCGAAGAUUCUUUAACAACCUAAAAGACCAUUAUCCGGAUAGUGAUUCAUCUUUGAUGAAUGUAAUCUACCCCGAGAUAUGCUGUGCUUGCAUUUAGCAUUCAACGUUCUCCUGAUUAUAACAAACACUAGCCCAACUUGAACAACGGAACUCUCUCUCUCUGUUC